AUAUCCAACCUUCAUAAGAUACACUCGUAUAUUUUGUGGACAAAAUCCACUGAAUUCUGAGUUACAUGAAACAGAACGUCAAUGUUGCACGAUCGACACAUUUGGAUUAUCUUAUGUAACGUUACGUAGUUAAUUUGACAUUUCCGUUUCAUCUGAUAAACAAAAGAUUUAAACCCCAACAUGCAGAAAUCAUCGAUCCAUAGAAAAGUCUCUUCCUUUGGGAAAACCCCGAAAGGAAGAGUUCAGUGGGGAAGUGAAGAAUUCGAAUCGAAAAACCUCUGCUUUUUCCUCUCAUAUCACUCCAAUGGGGGCAGAGUCAAAGAAGUACAUUUCCCAGGAUAAACUCAGCACCCAAAAGCCUGGAGAUCUAUGGAUCUCAAUACAGGGCAAGAUCUACAACGUCUCCGAUUGGGCCAACCACCAUCCCGGCGGCGAGCUCCCGUUGCUCAGCCUCGCCGGCCAAGACGUCACGGACGCGUUCGUCGCUUACCACCCCGGGUCGGCGUGGCAGCACCUCGACCAGUUCUCCACCGGAUUCCAGCUCGAAAGCUAUUCUGUUUCCGAAGUUUCCAAAGAUUACAGGAAGAAGCUCGUCAACGAGUUUACGAAAAUGGGGCUUUUCGAAAACAGGGGACACGGCGUCCAUUUCUCUCUGUUUCUGGUGGCAAUGCUGUUUACUCUGAGCGUCUACAGCGUCUUGUGCUCUGAUAGCUGUUGGGUUCAUCUGGGUUCCGGUGGAUUGAUGGGUUUUCUCUGGAUUCAAAGCGGGUGGCACGGCCACGAUUCUGGUCACUACCAGAUCAUCGGCAGCAAAAGGGUCAACAGAUUCGCCCAGAUCCUCACCGGAAACUGCCUUGCCGGCAUCAGCAUUGCGUGGUGGAAGCGCAACCACAACGCCCAUCACAUUGCUGUCAACAGCCUCGAACUCGAUCCGGAUCUCCAGCACAUGCCCUUUUUCGCUGUGAAUUCAAAACUGUUCACCUCCCUCACCUCUUAUUACUACGACAGGAAGAUGAGUUUCGAUGCUUGUACCAGCUUCUUGGUUAGUUACCAGUACUGGACUUUUUACGUCAUGUGUUUUGCUAGGAUUAACCUUUUUGCUCAGUCAUUUUUACUGUUAUCUUCCAAAAGAUUGAGGGUAAAUAAUAGAAUUGAAGAAAUUUUGGGGCUUUUGGUGUUUUGGAUUUGGUAUGCUCUGCUGAUUUCUUACCUGCACAAUUGGAGGGAGAGAGUAAUGUUCGUUGUGGCAAGCUUUUCUGUCACUGGAAUCCUACAUGUUCAGUUCUGCUUGAACCAUUUCUCUUCAAGGGUAUACGUUGGUAUGCCAACGGCGAACGAUUGGUGUGAAAACCAGACGAAUGGUUCGCUCAAUAUAGUCUGCCCGUCGUGGAUGGACUGGUUCCACGGCGGAUUGCAGUUUCAGAUCGAGCACCAUAUGUUUCCGCGGUUGACUCGGGGCAACGUCAGGAAAGUGGCCCCCCUUAUCAAGGCACUCUGUGAGAAGCACAACCUGCCUUUCACAAGUGUGUCAUUCUACAAGGCCAAUGAACUCACCGUUAGGACGCUGCGCACGGCAGCGUUGCAGGCUCGCGAUCUAGCUAGACCGGUUCCGAAGAACCUAGUUUGGGAAGCUGUACACUCUGUUGGAUGAGCUGAGAUGAGAUUAAGAUGUUGUGAAUGUGAUGCUUUUUCCUGAGGUUUUUGAUGGUGUGGUUAUUUGUGCCCAAGGACAAUAAUGUUGGUGGUGUUGUUAGAGGGGUAUGGUAACUUAAUUUUGAUUGGCACUUUGAGGGUGGUGAGAGCCUUGAUUUCAGUUGGAGCAAAAUAAUCCUCAUCUUUAAGGAUUGCUUCCAAAAUUCUUGUUUAUAUAUUGGUUCGAAAAUGUUA
Molecule: messenger RNA, 1887 nt
Organism: Pyrus x bretschneideri (Chinese white pear)
Lineage: Eukaryota; Viridiplantae; Streptophyta; Magnoliopsida; Rosales; Rosaceae
Product: acyl-lipid (9-3)-desaturase-like
Biological process (GO): lipid metabolic process
Cellular component (GO): membrane
Molecular function (GO): oxidoreductase activity, acting on paired donors, with oxidation of a pair of donors resulting in the reduction of molecular oxygen to two molecules of water
Source: RefSeq, a predicted model, not a curated record